CACCAAAAAAUUGUUGUUUUUUUCUAAAGGCUGAACUCCAAACUCUUCUGUAAACUGUACAUUUACCUUCACGAAUUGCUCUGAAAGAAACCUGCACGCGCGCACCCUGAUCCAGGCGCGCGCCGCCUCUCAGGUUUCUCUCUUCCGCUCUCUCUCGCAGACGGCUCACGCGGAGAAGCAGACGCCCUCAGCGGACAGCAGCUCUCAGACGCUGGACCUCUUCAUUUGUGUGCUCGUUGAAAUGCUCUGAAGCGGAGAAGAGGACGAGAAAUGAGUGCUUGUUGGUGGCAGCUGCCAGGCGCUUCUUAGCCAUCUGUCGAGGCAAGCAUGGAACGAGAGGGCUCAUUUAGGAGGAGCCUCCAGAGCAAACUGCGGCUGGGCACCGGCUCGUCCUCCAGCCUGACCGACCUGUCGCAGCCAAAAGCGUCAGCGGGAGGGGGCGAAAAGGGGGGGAACGUGCUGGUAGACGACUGCAGCCGGGACAAAGGGACCCAGCAGAGGAGGGCCGGUGCCAAUGCAACCUGGAACAGCAUCCACGAUGCCGUGAUCUCCGUUUUCCAAAGGAAGGAGCUGGGAGAAAACGAACUCUACACGCUGAACGAAGGUGUAAGGCAGCUGCUGAAGACUGAGCUGGGCUCCUUUUUUACUGAGUACCUCCAGAACCAGCUCCUCACCAAAGGGAUGGUCAUUUUGAGGGACAAGAUUCACUUCUACGAAGGUCAGAAGUUGUUGGACUCUUUAGCAGAAAUCUGGGACUUCUUCUUCUGUGAUGUUUUGUCCAUGCUGCAGGCCAUCUUCUACCCCGUUCAAGGAAAGGAGCCGUCUGUCCGUCAGCUGGCGCUCCUCCAUUUUCGGAACAUCAUCGCCCUCAACUUGAAACUGGACGAGGCUCUGUCCCGACCCCGAGCAAGAGUUCCUCCCUCCAUCAUUCAAAUGCUGCUAAUACUACAGGGUGUCCAUGAAUCAAAAGGUGUAACAGAGGACUACCUUCGUUUGGAGGCACUUAUCCAAAAAGUCAUCUCUCCAUACCUCGGGACUCAUGGCUUAUUUUCCAGAGAUGGAUCCUCCAAUCUGCACUGCUCUUCCUGCUGGUUAGAAAAGAGCCUGCGGCCCUCUUUUUGUCCCAAAGCAGGAAACUCUCCGACAGUCAAAAACCCGGUGGUCCGUUCUAAGAGCUACAACGUUCCCAUGCUGUCUCCUUUAGUGGAGUAUGACCCCGAUACCUCUACAGGAAGUGCCACAAGCAUUAGACGUCACUCCGUCUGCGAGAUGCCCUCGUGCGUGGAGGAGAGCAGCCCCUUGGCUAAAAUCAUUGCCAGGAAACUCGAUCAAAGCAGCACGCCCAGCCUCGCCAGCCUCUCCCCAGCUUCCACGACGUCUGCUGCUCUCUCAGACACCCAAACCUCUAACCAAGACCUGCAGACCCCCAGCAGUCCAACAGUGCUGCACCUUCUGCAAACGCAGCAUCCCUCCCCAUCCAUCCUUCCCUCCGCAUCCUCAGAGGAUUCUCGAUGCACUGACUCACCAGAGUUUGACUCCCCCUCUUCCUCCAAAUUACUUGCACAAGACACAAGUUCUGGCCCGAGUCCGGCUUCCAGUCCAGAGAUCGCGGUGGAUCACAGCACGGCGUCGCUGGACUCUGAGCAGGAGCACGACGGCAUCUUUCUGGACUUUUCACGGCAUCGCGGUGGAGACUCGAGUCACAGCAGAGACAGCAGCCAACAAAGUGUGUGCUGACACGAGCAGGACCGCUUUCACACUGGAUAUGAGGCAUUUCUCCCACCAUGUGACUCUUUGUUUAAUACAGACAUUACGUCAUGAUAUUAGGAUCAUUUCAAACUUUUAUUUUUCAUACAUCUUUUCACUAAAAACAGAGUUUUAACAAAAGCUUUUCUGCUCCGUUGAGAAUAUUUCAAACUUAAAAAUGUUAAACUCCUUCUACCAGAUGCCUCAAACUGUUGGAAAAUUCUAACUCUAGAUUCUGCUCGGGGUCAGCAGAGCAUCACACCUCCUCCUCUGGAGGACUUAGACACAUAACUACGGGCAGACGACACCAGAAACCUGCCGGCUUCAUGAGUGCAAAUGUUGAAACUUUAACCCUUGUGCUAUCUUAGAUGACGCCACCCUUACAUUGACGUGUUCUCACUACCAUGACAAAGGUGGAGAAAGGUGGAAAGAUUUCAUGAUGUA
Molecule: messenger RNA, 2190 nt
Organism: Oryzias latipes (Japanese medaka)
Lineage: Eukaryota; Metazoa; Chordata; Actinopteri; Beloniformes; Adrianichthyidae
Product: proline-rich protein 5-like
Biological process (GO): TORC2 signaling
Cellular component (GO): TORC2 complex
Source: RefSeq, a predicted model, not a curated record